Molecule: messenger RNA, 1158 nt
Organism: Monoraphidium neglectum
Lineage: Eukaryota; Viridiplantae; Chlorophyta; Chlorophyceae; Sphaeropleales; Selenastraceae
Exons: 9
Coding region: 1-1158 (385 amino acids)
Source: RefSeq, a predicted model, not a curated record
AUGGCCCAGGAGCGGCUCUGGCACCGCCUCUCGGCGCUCAAGUUUGCGACGGAGGCGGCCGCCGCCGGCCGCGCGCGGCUUGAGCGCCUGGCGCCUGCGGCGCAGGAGGCCGCCGCGGCCGCGCAAAAGGCGGCUGCCGCGGCGCACAAGGCUGCGGCCGGCCACGGCGGCGCGCGGGGCGGCGGCAAGCGGGGCGGUGGCGCUAAGAAAGCAGCGGCGGCAGCGGCGGAGGGCGCGGGGACGCCGGAGCCAUCCCUCGUGUCAGGCAAGAGGGUGACAUUGUCAGACGAAGAAAAGGCGGCGCUGCGCGCAGACAUCGCUGCCGCGGAGGCGGCGGAGGCGGCGCAAGCUUACGACGCGGUGCUAUCGGGCCUGGGGGAGGCGGGCGCGGCUGGGGGGGCGGUCAAGCAGGAGGAGGGCGGCGCGCUGGGCGUCAACGGCGGCGGCAGCAGCAGCGGCUCGGUGGGAGCGGAGGCUGACCACCUGGCGAUGUGGGCCCACGAGGACCUGGCGCAAGUCCUGGUGGAGCACAUGCAGUGGCAGGAGGCCCACCGGAUGGUUCGCCACAUGGAGGCGCAGGCCCGGGCGGACGCAAAUCUGGAGGUGGCCUGGCUGGCGGCCGAGGCCGCGGAGCGCAAGGCGCGCGAGGCGGCCGGCGCGGCGGCGGGCGCGGCGGGCGACGCGGACGCCGCGCGGCGCGGCGCCAUGCGGCGGCAGCGGUCCAUGCCGGUACACGGGGGCGUGGAGCACGACGGCGGCGACGCCAUGGGAGCGGCCGCGGCGGCGGCGCGCGCGCAGCAGUUUGCGCAGCGCGACAAGAAGAAGCGCAAGGCCGCCCGCGACUACGAGGACGAGGAUUACGUAAUGGGCAUGAAGCAGGGCGCGAUGCCGCCCGGCGCGCGCCCGCCGCAGCCGCGAGCGCCUCAGACGGCCGACCCGCACUUCAAGCGGCUCAAGAUGGGCGGCGGGCAGGGCGCGAUGGGCGCCAUGGCGCGGGGCGACGGCGUGGCGCGGGUGCAGCUGCCGACGGGCGCGCCCCGCGCGGCGCUGCCGCGCCAGGCCAGCACCAGCACGCCGCACCUGUGGGCGCCGGCCGACGAUGACAUGCUCUGCGCCAUGGUGCGCCCAGGGGAACGAGAGACGUUUGCAUGGGCCUGA